Messenger RNA from Malus domestica (apple), 2467 nucleotides. RefSeq names its product ferric reduction oxidase 4-like. The record is from RefSeq and is a predicted model, not a curated record. Lineage: Eukaryota; Viridiplantae; Streptophyta; Magnoliopsida; Rosales; Rosaceae. Gene Ontology annotation, cellular component: plasma membrane. Gene Ontology annotation, molecular function: ferric-chelate reductase activity.
AAUCUCAUAGUUGCACUGUUGCACUUGCACAGCAGAAGAUUGUAUAUUUCUGAAUAGCUAGCUUCUCAUUGACACUCCUCUCAAACAGAAGGAUGAGCAACCGGACAGUGUCAAUUUUAAGAUUGAUUUUCCUUGUGGUGUUUCUUGGAUGGCUUGUGAUUUGGAUUAUGAUGCCUACAAAAACCUACAAAAAUGGCUGGAUGCCCAACUUACAAAGCAAGCUCAAUUCUACAUAUUUUGGAGAACAAGGGGUUAAUCUUCUGCUCUUCUCAUUCCCAGUGAUGUUAAUAGCAGCUUUAAGCUGUGUUUAUCUCCAUCUCCAAAAGAAAUCAAUUAGGUCACCAUCGUCCACAAGUACUACUACCACCGGUGUCAAGACAAAUCGAUUAGCAUUUUGGAGACGUCCAGUGGUUGUGAAGGCUCCUCUGGGAAUUGUCACUGCAAUAGAGCUCGCUUUUGGACUCAUGUUUGUUUCACUCUUGGUCUGGUCUCUUGCCAAUUACUUAUAUGUCAGCUUCGGCCAACUCCAUAUGCAUAUGCCUGGCGAGAAAGUGUGGGAAGCGAAGUUUCGAAGUGUGUCAUUGAGAUUAGGUUACAUUGGGAACAUUUGCUGGGCACUUCUCUUCUUCCCUGUAACUCGAGGAUCUUCGAUUUUACCUCUCUUCGGGCUGACAUCCGAGUCAAGUAUUAAGUAUCAUAUUUGGCUCGGCCAUCUCUCGAUGAUCCUCUUUGCUGCACAUACCGUAGGGUUCGUCAUCUACUGGGCCAUGACUAAUCAGAUGGUUCUGCUGCUUCAGUGGAGCAAAACCUACGUAUCAAAUGUAGCUGGGGAGAUUGCAAUUGUGUUGGCAAUGGCCAUGUGGAUCACAAGCAUUCCUCGUGUUAGGCGUAAAAUGUUUGAACUGUUUUUCUACACUCACCAUCUCUAUGCACUCUACAUCUUCUUCUACGUACUGCAUGUUGGUGCUUCCUACUUCUGCAUGCUCCUCCCCGGCAUCUUCCUCUUCAUCGUCGAUCGAUACUUGAGAUUUUUACAAUCGUACCAACGAGCCAGGUUAGUCUUAGCUCGUGUUUUACCAUGUGGUACCGUUGAGCUCAACUUCGCCAAGACACAAGGAUUGGAUUAUAAUCCCACUAGCAUCUUGUUUAUAAACGUGCCAAGCAUAUCCAAGUUGCAAUGGCACCCAUUUACAGUGACUUCAAACCCUAAUAUGGAGCCACACAAUCUCAGUGUUGUCAUCAAGAGUGAAGGCGGUUGGUCUCAAAAACUCUACAAGCAACUCUCUUCAAAUGUGAAUCAAAUCCAAGCUUCUGUCGAAGGACCUUAUGGUCCCGUUUCAUCUCAUUUUCUAAGGCACGAGGCUCUGGUGAUGUUCAGUGGAGGGAGUGGAAUCACUUCUCUCAUUUCCAUAAUCCGUGAAAUUAUUUUCCAAACCACCAAACCCGAUUCCCAUUUGCCACGUGUGCGGCUCAUAUGUGCCUUCAAGAACACAGAUGAUCUCUCCAUGCUACAACUCUUGCUUCCUAUUUAUUCAACCCCUUUUGAUUUUUCCCUCAUAGAUUUGCAAAUUGAAGCCUAUGUCACCAGAGAGACAGAGCAGCCGCCGGCAUUGGCUUGGAAGCCCAUCCAAACGGUGUCAUUUAAGACCGACUCGUUGGACUCACCCAUUUCUAGGGUUUUAGGUCCAAACAAUUGGCUAUGGCUUGGUGCAAUAGUGACGUCCUCAUUCGUCUUGUUUCUUGUUACUUUGGGACUUACCACUCAUUUUUACAUUUACCCGAUUGACCACAACACUGGUGAAAUUUACCACUACUCCUUUACCUGUCUCUGGUACAUGUUUCUGGUCUGUUCUUGUAUUUUCCUGGUAUCUAGUGUAAUUCUUCUUUGGUGCAAGAGACAACAAAAUGCCUUGGAAGGGAAGCCAAUCCAAAAUGUGGAAGUACCAACUCAUGACAUAGAACUUGAAGGCCUUCCACACCAUCCUGAAACCCUAAUUGCUCAAAAAACCCAGGUGCAGUAUGGAACAAGGCCUGAUCUCAAGAAAAUUCUGUUGGAGGCCGAGGGAUCUGAUAUUGGAGUGUUGGUGUGUGGGCCAAGGAAGAUGAGACAUGACGUUGCCAAAAUCUGUUCAUCUGGUUUGGCAGAUAAUUUGCACUUCGAGUCCAUUAGCUUCGACUGGUGAUGCAUGCAUGCAUGCAUGCAUGCUAGUUUCAGUCUGAAGCCUCUAUUAUAACGCUCAAUAAUUGUCAUUCAUGAGAUUUGCUUUCAGCACCUCUGUGUCGUCUUUAAAGAUGUGUGAACGUAAAGUGUUUAUGGAUUUGUAAUUUCUUUCUUUUUUUUGGUUGGGUGGAAAUAAAUAAUUGAUGUAUUAUAAUUUGUAAUCUACAUAUGCUCGAAUUGUACAAUGAAUGUUAAUUACUAUGUAGCCAUCAUCAGCCAUGGCACUUGAUCAUUUGCUGAAAACAA